AAUAUUUGGUUCCGGCAACGAUGGACUCGUCCCAUCCGCCAUUGGGUCACAUCGAGAUCGUCACAGUUCUUCGAUCGACGUCCACUCCGCCACAUCGCGUAGCUCGCCAUAGACGUUUGCCGUGCCGGUCAUGUGAAAACGGUUCGAUAUAAUAAUAUAAUAUUAUCACCACCGGUUCAUACACCAAAUUCUUCCGUCACGUCUACUGCCACCGAGCAGUGUAUUGCAUACAAUUUUUAAAACCACAAUCGCGUCCGAUUUCCAACCACCGUCGGUCACCAUCACCAUGAUCCGGUUACCGUUCAACGCCGCGCUGUUGUUGGCCCUGCUCCUGGUCGGGCCCGCGAUCACGUCCUCGGUGGACAGCAACGGCGUGGACGACGGCGAGGAGAACCCGUUCCUGGAAGCGGCCAAGUCGCUGCUGCAAGACUCGCUGGCCAGCGGACAAGGCGGCGGCGCCGGCGGCUUGGGCUCCGUGCUCCAGUCGUUCAUGCAGACGGAGGGCGCCAAGUCCGGACUAGGAUCGAUCGUUUCCGGUCUGGCGGCCGCCAAGGGUUCCGUCGACCCGCAGAUGAUCGGCCAGCUCGUCGGCAUGUUCGCCGGCGGUGCGGCUGCGGACAAAUCUUCGUCCGGCAACGACGACGGGCCCGGCGUGGACUGGAGCUCUAUGAUUGACUUGGCUUCCGGAUUUAUGUCGUCGACGGCGGGCGCAGGCGGUCUCCAGGGUUCGUCGAUCGAGGGUUUCAUGAACGUACUUCCGGUGCUGGUGAACGCGUUCAGUGGCGGUCACAAGCAUUCCGACGACCCAGAAGUGGAGGAUUUCGAAGAACACGAGCGACACGCCAGGGCCUCGACCUUCCUGCCGCCGUUCCUGAGCAGCGCGUACGUGUACUGGGAACAUUUCAAAAACAGCGAGCUGGGCACGACCUUGUGGAAGAACAGCGGUCUGGGCAGCAUCUUGAAGCUGUUCAUCGACAGGGACGGUCACUUCCAGGUGGACAAGAUAUUUGAGUCCAUGGAAAACGCCACGUUUAGAAGGCGGUGGGUCAGGAGUCUGACCAGUUUCGUCGCCGAAUGGAUCAAACACGUCUCCGACCCGAAUACACAGGCCAGAUAUUUGUCGACGACACAAUUUAUCAUGAAUGGGUUCUUAAAGUCUCAAGGUUAUUCUAAAGCAGCUCAAUUCGAUCCAGCUAGACCAGCAGAAUCGCUGAGUUUCCUGGCCGACGCGGUGUUUAAACGACAGUUUGGACUCAAAGUAAAUUCGGCCACGUACAUCAAACCUGCGAUAGCAUACUUACAAGAAGUGUUUAGGUUGGGCCAAAGCAAAGGAUUGAGCUUGCAACAUUUAACUUCCAAGGAAAUCGAAGAAAAACUAUCGGAAUUGUUGAAUCACGAAAUAAUUGACCCGGUACUCAGAGUGUGGAGGGUGUACAGGUUCGUGGGCAAGAAACCAGAAUGCGAUCGUUACUUGGUGUGCAGCAUUAAUCGUAAAGGACAAUAUCCAGACAGCAAAACAGGACUCAAACCUGGUGUCACUAAACUGUCCAGUUUAAUCGCUUCUUGGUUCUUGUCUGGCCAAACGGGAACGCCGUUCUGGAAACUUUACAACGCUGCAACCGAAGACCACAACUGUGCGACUAAAUACUCGGCCAAUUGUCAAGAAUUUCACGAAGAAGAUUUGAAAGCUACGACUGAAUAUUUCCACAACGAACUCUAAGUGUAAAAAAAAAAAUUAGAAAAAAAUAUCGAUAAUUGCGGAUAUACAUUAUGGAUAGUUUCAAAGGCUGUUUCAUCAAUUUCGGUUUUUGAACAUUUUAUAUAUAAUAUGUAUUUUAACUCUAAACGGGGUGUACACUAGGUACUCGGGUACUUAAACCUAGUUUAAGCCACCAUUGAUAUACUACCUUAAUUUUGUUUUAUAAAUUUUUUUUAUAUAUAUAAUAUUAUGUAUACAAUAACUAAAUUAUUUUUAGCAUACGAUUUAUUGUUAGGUAUUUUUUUUUUUUUUUUUGCAGAACGAAAUAUAACUGCAAUCCACUUUGUAUAGGUAUUUUACCAACCCAAAAAAUAUUUUAAUAGGGGACAUUUUAAUAAUACCUUUUAUGGAAGUGUAGAUGGAACUCUAAUGAUAUAUUUUGUAAUAAUAUAAAUAUAAAGAGUUCCAAACAAACAAUUAUGUCUUUCGUACUAGAUCCAAGUACCGUUAGUUGAUAAUACACCGUCCUAACUGCAAAAAAAGCUAACUCAAUAUUAUAUUAUCGAUAAAGUGUAUUGGUACAUUAAUAUUAUGAAUAGCUUCAUAAAAUAUUUAAUUGAUAUUGUAAUUCGUUUUCUACAAUAUACGCGUCAAUUUAUUUGUG
This is a messenger RNA of Rhopalosiphum maidis (corn leaf aphid), 2363 nucleotides long. RefSeq lists its product as uncharacterized. NCBI's taxonomy places the organism in Eukaryota, Metazoa, Arthropoda, Insecta, Hemiptera, Aphididae. The coding region runs from base 287 to 1720 and encodes 477 amino acids. The transcript has 6 exons. The record is from RefSeq and is a predicted model, not a curated record.